Messenger RNA from Lodderomyces jiufengensis, 936 nucleotides. RefSeq names its product PQ-loop repeat-containing protein. NCBI's taxonomy places the organism in Eukaryota, Fungi, Ascomycota, Pichiomycetes, Serinales, Debaryomycetaceae. The record is from RefSeq and is a predicted model, not a curated record. The transcript has a single exon. The coding region runs from base 1 to 936 and encodes 311 amino acids.
AUGGUCACAUGCUCUGAUAUAUCAUUUAUAUCAAGUUCAUUUAGUAUAAUAUCAUGUAUAAGUUGGGUAUUUGCACAAUUACCACAAAUUAUAACUAAUUACACAUUAAAAUCAGCAGAAGGUAUAUCACCACUGUUUUUAUUAUUAUGGUUCUUGGGAGAUUUUUUAUCUUUUACGAGUUGUUUAAUUAACAAGGAAACUUUAAAAUUUCAAUUAUAUUUAAGUAUAUUUUUUUUAUGUAAUGAUAUUACUUUAUGUUUUCAAUAUUAUUAUUAUAAUAGUAUAUAUCCAAAACAUUUACCACAAUUAUAUACUCCAAUAGAUCGGAUUGAUAUUAAUAAUGUCACCACAAAUGAUAUUGAAAUUCAUCAAAAUGAUGGGAUUGAUAUUAUAAAACAUAGUACUCCAAUGCAAAGAUUAAAUUCAGAAGAUGGGACUUCGAGUACUCCAAGUAGUUAUAAUUCGACUGAUGAAGGUAAAUUUCCAAUAAUUAAAAGUGUAGCAGGUGCUGUUUUAAUGAAUGCUAGUAAAGUUAAUGCUUUGUCUACAAAUACACAAACUAUAACAUUAUUCAGUAAUUUUCCGAUAGGUAGAAUACUAGCAUGGGGUUGUACUAUAGUAUAUUGUAGCUCAAGAUGUCCACAAUUAUAUAAAAAUUAUAAAAGAAAAUCAGUUGAAGGUAUAUCACCAUUAUUAUUUGGUUCAGCAUUAUUAGGUAAUUUAACAUAUACAAUAUCAAUUUUAACAAGUUGUUCAUUUGUGUUAGGUGAAAACAGAUACUCUUUUAUUUGGGAAGAAUUACCUUAUAUUUUGGGUAGUUCAGGUACUAUAAUUUUCGAUGCUGCUUAUUUUUAUCAAAAAUAUUUAUAUAGAAAUAGUGGUAUUAAUACUUCUACUAUGACUUUAGAACCUUGGAAUGAUGAUCAUACAGUAUAG